Triplophysa rosa is the source of this 1814-nucleotide messenger RNA. It is a transcript of the gene noxo1b, whose product is annotated as NADPH oxidase organizer 1b. Gene Ontology annotation, molecular function: superoxide-generating NADPH oxidase activator activity; phosphatidylinositol binding; protein binding. The record is from RefSeq and is a predicted model, not a curated record. The transcript has 8 exons. The coding region runs from base 91 to 1452 and encodes 453 amino acids. NCBI's taxonomy places the organism in Eukaryota, Metazoa, Chordata, Actinopteri, Cypriniformes, Nemacheilidae. Gene Ontology annotation, biological process: superoxide anion generation.
UAUAUAUAUUGAGGAUGCUGGGGGUGCUGAGCUUAAACAAGGAAGGAAAUAUUUCUCGUGUUGAUAACUCUCCUCCGAUCCGCGUCAGCGAUGAGUGAACCGCGCUUUCCCGUUGAUGUCCGAGUUAUCGGAGUCAUGCAGAAAGAAAAGAGCAAAGUGUACAUGACAUCUGUGUUAUGGUCUGACAAGAGCGAAGUGACAGUGUAUAGAUCCCUCCGCGACUUCAAGACGCUGCAUAAACAGCUGAAGAAGAAAUUCCCUGUGGAAAACCCACUACGUAAAAAGGACAGAGUGCUCCCACGAUUUGGAGCCAGAAACGUAAAGAGACCCUUUCCGACGAAGGGUCUGAGCAAGUCUGUGGAUCGACUGAAGAGUCUGGAGAAGUACUGUUCCAGUCUGCUGCAGUGUGACUCUACUGUAUCACAUUCCACAGAGGUCAUUCGAUUCUUCCUGCCAAACGAACAAGAGCUUCAGCCAGAGUUUACCCAAAACAGCGUGAUGAUUCUGCAAUCAGACUUCAUCCCCUCUGCCAAGGUAGGAGCUGACAUGCAAAAACGUCUGAGCUUUGGCAAUGUGACCCAGCCUUUCGUAUCCAAGACGUAUCGAUGUGUGGCUCCGUAUGAGACCAAGGACACAAAGAACAAACCCUUUAAGGUUGCUGUGGAUAAAAGACUGGAUGUGCUCAUUAAAGACCAAGCAGGUUGGUGGCUUGUUGAAAAUGAGGAUAAACGUCUAGCUUGGUUUCCUGCGCCCUAUCUGGAACUAUGUGAUGAGGAAGAGGAUGAAGAUGAGUUUGACUCAACUUGUGAUAUGUCUUUGUACUGUUCCACCCGAAGUUACACCUCAAAAAAAGAGGAUGAGCUUUGUCUGAGCAUCGGCGCUGUUGUGGAGGUGUUACAGAUGUCUGAUAAUGGCUGGUGGCUCGUCAGAUACAACACAAAGGCCGGAUAUGUGCCCUCCAUGUACCUAAAGCCAUACAUCAGCCCUACCUUUAGCUUUCAGACUCUUCAAAGAAAACUUCACAGCGCCACUAUCAACCUGUCCACCUCCAGCUUCAUUCACAAAUCCCACUCUCUGGAAGUGCUAUCAAAGAGCGUUCCAGAACAACGCGAGGAGUCUGGCAGUCUAAAGAGCAUCUUCAGGGAUGAUGGAACCGAUUUCAGCUUCAGUUCUUCAGACACUGACUCUAUAAGCCAGAGUGUGUCCAGCUCAGAUGGAGAUGAGAGCUUGAGACAGCCGAAUAAAGAUGACAGCGGCAUUUCCAGUGGCCAGUCUAGCCCCUCCAUCUCUAGCUACCCUGUGAAAGCAGCCAUGGUCCCCAGAGUACCACCCAGACCCCAAACUCAAGAGAUCCUAAGUCGAUGCACGACCUUUACCAGAAAAGCUGCUCUGGCGACCUCUGCACGUCUGUUUCCUCGAAGAGCAGGUUUUGUCGAUGGAGGUAAAACAUGAUAGUCUGAGUUUAAAGGAAACCAAAAUAUAAGCGCAUAAUCCAAAUACAUUUUUCUUUUCAUAACAUCUUUGUCUGUGUUCUUUCAUCUAUGAUUCACCUAAAUGAUGAAACACUGGUUCAUUGUAAUCUCUACUCUAUGUAAUCCAUUUAGUAAUAUCUAUUAAAUAUUACAGUAAAUAACUUAAAGGAAAAGCAGUUACAGCAUGCAUACAGUAUAUACUGUACAGGAUUUGAAUGAACCAUUGUACUGUGUUUUUACAGAUUUUUUACUUUAAGGUUAUAUUCAGACCUUCAGUCUUUUAUUUGUAUGUCAAUUUAAUGGUAUUCCAUACUGGAAAUUUGAUCUACACUUUUGGUUAUA